Molecule: messenger RNA, 1269 nt
Organism: Pseudogymnoascus verrucosus
Lineage: Eukaryota; Fungi; Ascomycota; Leotiomycetes; Thelebolales; Thelebolaceae
Exons: 2
Coding region: 100-1269 (389 amino acids)
Molecular function (GO): 1-alkyl-2-acetylglycerophosphocholine esterase activity
Source: RefSeq, a predicted model, not a curated record
CUAUAAGACGCAGGAAAGUUCCCAUGUUGAUUCUUUUCCUAGCCAAGCAAGUAGUUCACUUGUCGCCUGGAACUUAGCCACAAGCAAUAUAUUAUCACAAUGCAUGCAUCAGCGUACUUCGCCCUUCAAACCAUAGCUACCCUAGGCACCCUCCCAGCUAUCUUUGCCAAAAAUGUAGUCCUUCCAAUCCCUGGAGGACCCCUCCAACUGGGCACUGCUACCGCCGUACUGACUGAUCACUCUCGCCCGAGCUGGGCAAACGACACCAGGCCCCGCGCCCUGCCCAUAUCAGUAUUCUAUCCUGUCGGCUACGCUCCCUGCUCCGGCGGAUAUCUCUCCGAAUAUGUCCCCCAAAUCGUCUCCGACUUUGAAAACAAAUAUUUCGAGCUCUACGGCGUCCUAGCAAAAAUUGACUAUGCUGCUUUCAAGAGCCAGAUGUAUCACACAUGCUCUGGAGGAAAGCAUCACAACGAAUAUCCUCUCCUUAUUUUCUCACCUGGAUACGAGCGCACGAGGCUCUUGUACGGAGCUCUUGCCCAGGCAGUUGCUAAGGCUGGGUAUGUGGUAGUUACAAUCGAUCAUCCAUAUGAUGCAGAUAUCAUACAGUAUCCAAAUGGGGAAGUCAUUACAACUGAUCAUGAAACCAAUCUCACCGAUGCAGAACUUGUGGAGAUCCGGGUUGAGGACGUGUCUUUCGUCUUGAACCAGCUAAGCGACAAGAAGAUUGCAAGAAAACUUGUGCCGUAUGAUAUUGAUACGUCAAAGGUUGGCAUGUAUGGGCACUCUGCUGGAGGUGCAGCAGCAGCAAAUGCCUUAAUUUCUGAGCCUCGUCUCAUCGGUGGCCUCAACCUUGACGGAGACGUCACCGAACCUGUCACCCUCGUAGGAAAUGGCAAACCAUUCCUCCAGUUUGACCACGGAACUCAUACGCACUUUAACAGCGAGAGUCUAAGCCAGAUGUGGCCACUGCUCCGUGGUUGGCACGAGGAGUUAUCGUUUAAUGGUACAACGCACUCGACGUUUGGUGAUCUCGCGCUAUUGGUUAAUCUCUGGGGACAGGGGAAUUCGGGGAAUGAAAGUCAAGUUGUGAGCCAUCUUGAUGGGAAAAGGGUUACCGAAGUCCUACGGGUUGUUGUGACAGACUUUUUCAAGUUUUUGUUCACGGGGAAGGAGAGUAAGUUGCUUAAAUGCCAUAACGAGGGGUAUCCGGAGAUCACCUGUGCAAUAACAUGUACACCGAGCCCAGAGGUCGACUGUGUACCGGAAUGA